Messenger RNA from Brassica napus (rape), 2303 nucleotides. Its product is annotated as wax ester synthase/diacylglycerol acyltransferase 2-like. Lineage: Eukaryota; Viridiplantae; Streptophyta; Magnoliopsida; Brassicales; Brassicaceae. Gene Ontology annotation, cellular component: plasma membrane. Gene Ontology annotation, molecular function: long-chain-alcohol O-fatty-acyltransferase activity; diacylglycerol O-acyltransferase activity. The transcript is spliced from 5 exons. Bases 676 to 2133 code for a protein of 485 amino acids. The record is from RefSeq and is a predicted model, not a curated record. Gene Ontology annotation, biological process: triglyceride biosynthetic process.
CAAUGUAAGCAAAAUUGAUAUUCUAAUUAAAUGACACUUAAGCACGACUCAUUUUUAGUUAAUACAAAAUUGAGGUUAUAACUUUUUAAAUGUUUCUCAAUUAAUAUAUAGUAGAUUUUUCGAGACAGUUAUUAAUGACUGAAGAUUACAAUAGAAAAUGCAGUAUAACGUCCUAUAUAAAAUACUACGUGACAUAAAUUAAUAAUUUAAAAAAAAAUUAAGUUCUGAUCCAAUUAUUUUUUAGAGUAAUAUAUCUAUAUAACUUAAUAAAAUAUCACGAUGUCGAUGUUAUUUAAUUAUAGAGCCUGUGUCUGUCUAUAAAAUGGAUAUAAAUUUUGACAUUUGCACCAAAAAGUGGUAUAUGUAGCAAUGAAGUGUUACGCUAAAAGUCACGGUUGAUGAUUUUUGUGUUGUUAGUGUAAAUACAUCUUUUAUAAAAUUAAAACAAAAUAAUGACCAAAAUAUCGUUUUCUAUGAAAACUCAUGAUAAAAAUUAUUCACAAACGAUAUACAAAAUUUCGAGAGAAUUUAAACGUUUUUAUAAAGCUUAAUAUAUAAUAUUGAACUGUUCAACGCCUUGAAAUAUUGAUAGCUACGUGAGGCUUAGCAUGUGUAUAUAAAUCAACCAUGCACUUUAUGAAAUUAUUCAUAUAAACAGCCAAAAAAAAAGAAGAUAUGGCAAUUGAGAAGCAAGUGAUUGUUGGAGAGAUACCGGUCAGCCCGUUUUCACGGCUGUUCAGCAUGCCAGGCCUCGAUUGCUUCAACAUAGUCACCAUUGGAUUCAAAAACGAGGCCAGUCCAUCAGCCUUUAUAGAAGGCUUGAAGAAUACUUUGCUCAACCAUCCACGCUUCUCUUGCAUACUAGAGACAGGUUCUGGUGAACACAAACCAAGAUGGAUUCCCACAAACGUAAACGUUAAAGAUCAUGUAGUUGUUCCGAAUAUAGAUCCCACGAUUGAAAACCCUGAUCAAUUUCUAGAGGAUUAUACAUCAAAUAUGGUUUUUUCACCAAUUGAUGUGUGUAAACCGUUAUGGGAGAUACACAUACUCAAUAUUAAAACAUCAGAUGCAGAAUCUCUCCUUGUGGCGAGAUUUCAUCACUCCUUGGGUGAUGGGAUGUCACUUAUGUCUCUUUUACUCGCUUGUAGUCGAAAAACAAGUGACCCAGGGGCAUUACCCACUUUGGUUGCUCAAAAAAAGAGCAAAGUAACCAAUGUUGUUUGGUGGUCGUUGGUUUCUCGUUUGUGGUUAAUAAUAAAACUAAUGUUCAACACUGUUGUUGAAGUUUUCAAGUUUCUGCUCAUUCUAUGCUCCGUCCGUGACAACGCAACUCCUCUAAUGGAGAAACCAAGGGCUACACUUACCCCUAACAAGUUCAUUCACAGAGUCAUUAGUUUGGACGAUGUGAAAGUCGUGAAGAACGCAAUGAAUAUGACUGUGAAUGAUGUCAUUCUUGGAAUGGUGCAAGCUGGUCUUUCACGAUAUCUGAGUCAAAAAUACGACUCGGAAACAAAUCCGAAGUUAAAGAAAUCUCUAGAAAAUAUAUGUCUUCGUGGUGUUGUAUUCUUUAACCUAAGAUCAAAUAAGAAAAUCGAGGAUCUUGCUAAAAUGAUGGAGAAAGGUUCGACGUCAAGAUGGGGAAACUCAAUCGGUUAUGUUAUGAUUCCGCUAUGGAUGAAAUCUGAAAAUGAUAUAUUUGAAUACAUCCGACGAUCUAAAACUAUUAUGGAUCGAAAAAAACUCUCUCUCGAACCUCUAUUUUCCUAUACGUUGUUCAAAUUGACUGUGGAAGUUUUUGGAUAUAAGGUGAGUUUGUAUAUCAUUCUUAUUUCGAUCAUGUUUGAUAUAUUAUAUGUGAUGGUAAAUUCAAACGGAUUCAUUUGGACGUGUGGGUGGAUAACAGGCACUAAGAACUCUUGCAAUGAGAAUUUUUGGUCGCUCAACAGUCGUAUUGUCAAAUGUUGCCGGUCCGACCGAAGAAAUAAGCCUUUUCGACCACCAAAUAUCUUAUGUUGCCGCAAGUAUAUCUGGUUUUCCACAGGUAUGACCCAAAAGGCAAAUAAUAUAUCCUUGAUUUAUUUUGCAAGUCUAGUAAUUCUAAAAUGGUCAAAAAGAAAAAAGAACGGAUGUUAAACUAAAUUUAAAUAAAAAACGUUUUAAGAAAUGACUGCAACUUGAGCUUAAAAGUUAUUAUAAAGUGAUAUUUAUUUGGAUGUUUAGUUAUGUUUUCUGUAAGUUACCAUUAAUUGGGUUCGAACGAGAAUGAAACCGCACAUAUAGACAAAACUAACACUGUGUUUUUA